CUCACCUGUAACAUUUUUGUUUUUCUCCGGAGAACUGGACAUACUCUUCUUCUUUCGCAAAUUCUAUGCCCAGUCCCGCAGGCAAAUAAAGAUCAUCAGACCAUGAAUUUUCGCUUCAUCAUCUCCCUCGCCCUCUUCUUCUUUCUCAAUUUUCUCAGCAAUCAUCACUGCUACACUACCGAAGCCGCACCAACUUAUCUACAGUAUGACUGCUCGAACACCACGCUCUACGCUCCCCACUCCACCUACCAAUCCAACCUCAAAACCCUACUCUCUUCCCUCUCCUCUGCCGCCACCAACAGCGGCGAGGGCUUCACUAAUACCACCGCUGGGAAGGACGCUCCCGGCCGUGCGUAUGGGCUCUUCCUCUGCCGCGGCGAUUUCAGCACUGCCACGUGCAGCGAGUGUGUGGCUACCGGAUCAAAGACAUCCUUCCGAUGCCCCGACAGGAGAAUCUCUGUGAUCUGGUACGACGAGUGCAUGUUGAAGUACUCAGACCAGUCCAUUUACUCGGUGAUGGAGAAUGAUCCUAUAUACAUGAUACCAGACACCGGGAACGUCGCCGGCCCAGAUCGGUUCGUGCAGCUGCUAGGAGAGACCAUGAACGACGUGGUGCUGAGGGCUUCGGGGAGAAUCGGGAAGAAGUUUGCUGUCGCAGAGGCGAACUUCACAAGCUCACAGAAGCUGUACACGCUUGCGCAGUGCACGCCGGACUUGACGGUGUCCGACUGUAACACAUGCCUCCGGGCUGCGGUCGCAGCUCUACCAGGGGAGCAAGGUGGAAGGUCGUUCACUUCAAGCUGCACGGUGAGGUUCGAGAUGUACCUCUUUUAUAAUGCCUUGGCAGUGCCACCACUGCCCCAGCUUCCUUCUCCUCCUCCUGCUCCGCUGAAUAGAGCCAAAGGCAAAAGCAAUAAAUCCACCAGGAUAAUUGUUGCCGUGGCCAUUCCGGUUGGCGUUGCUAUAAUAGUUCUCUUUGUUGCUUGUUAUUUGCCCCGGAGUAAAACAACAAAGACGUAUGAAGUCGUCCAUGCAGAAGGCGGUGCAAGUGAAAUUACAACUGCAGAGUCCUUGCAAUACCAUUUAGCUACUAUACAAGCUGCCACAAACAAUUUCUCUCAUCAAAACAAGUUGGGACAGGGUGGAUUUGGUGAAGUUUUCCGGGGUAGGCUUCUGAAUGGACAAGAAAUAGCUGUGAAGAGGCUAUCUAAAAGCUCAGGACAAGGUGUUGGAGAAUUCAAGAAUGAGGUUGCUUUGGUAGUUAAGCUGCAACAUCGAAACCUUGUGCGGCUACUCGGGUUUUGCUUAGAGGGAGAAGAGAAGAUACUUGUCUAUGAGUUUGUUCCAAACAAAAGUCUUGACUACUUUUUAUUUGAUCCUGAUAAGAGAAGGCAAUUAAAUUGGUCAAGACGUUAUAAGAUAAUAUCUGGAAUUGCUCGAGGAAUGCUCUAUCUGCAUGAAGAUUCUAGGCUACGCAUCAUUCAUCGUGACCUAAAACCAAGCAAUAUUUUGUUAGACAGUGAUAUGAACCCGAAGAUUUCAGAUUUUGGCAUGGCUAGGAUUUUCGGAGUUGAUCAAACUCGGGCAAAAACUAAUAGAAUCGUGGGGACCUUUGGUUACUUGUCUCCUGAGUAUGCAAUGCGUGGGCAAAUCUCAGCGAAGUCUGAUGUCUAUAGUUUCAGUGUCCUAAUCCUAGAAAUCAUUAGUGGCAAGAAGAAUAGUGGCUUCUCCCAAUCAGGGGGUGAAAAUCUUGCCAGCAAUGCGUGGAAGCAUUGGAGAGCCGGUACACCGCCCGAAGUGUUAGAUUCGUUCAUUGGCGACUCAUAUUCAAUCGAUGAAGUGCUUAGAUGCCUCCACAUUGGUUUACUGGGUGUUCAAGAAGAUCCAGCUGAUAGACCCACAAUGGCAAGCAUAGUCCUUAUGUUCAGCAGCCACUCUGUUAAGCUUCCACAGCCUCGAAGACCGGCCUUCUUCCUUCGAAGGAGCACAGAAAGACAGCUGAAAGAGCUCAGGUCGGACGAAUCCACCAGCGGGUCUAUGCCACGGUCGAUCAAUGAAAUGUCGGUUAGUGAAGUGCACCCUCGGUGAAUCGUGACAUGGGUGAAAGUCUCUUCAUGUUAGUCUCGCAGAGACCUUGAGAUCCUUGGCCUUCUACAGGGAUAAUUACUGAGCAAUCAACAAGCGCCUAUGCUUUUUGAAAAAAGACUGCUAGUUGCCAUGGGAUCAUGCGCAUGGUACAUAGUGGCUUCUCCUAUCAAGAACAAACACGACUAUACCGCAUUAUCAAGUUCCUCACUUGUGUAAAGGAUAUUUGCACUUUCCGCUAGAUGAGUGAAACGAUUACAAGAGUUGGUUUUGAAACCGAAUUCUGCCGCAUGUGGCACUUAUUCGUGAACGGUCUAGCAAUGCACUGCUAUCUAGCCAUAGUAAAGUCGAGGGCAUUCUUUA
Eucalyptus grandis is the source of this 2448-nucleotide messenger RNA. RefSeq names its product cysteine-rich receptor-like protein kinase 10. Gene Ontology annotation, biological process: protein phosphorylation. The record is from RefSeq and is a predicted model, not a curated record. Lineage: Eukaryota; Viridiplantae; Streptophyta; Magnoliopsida; Myrtales; Myrtaceae. Gene Ontology annotation, molecular function: protein kinase activity; ATP binding.